AUGACCCCCAACCUCAAUCCCCAGGGAGGCGGCCACUACUUUAUCGACCGAGAUGGCAAGGCCUUCCGGCACAUCCUCAAUUUCCUACGGCUGGGCCGCCUGGACCUGCCCUGUGGAUAUGGGGAGACAGCGCUUCUCAGGGCAGAGGCUGACUUUUACCAGAUCCGGCCCCUCCUGGAUGCCCUGCGGGAACUGGAGGCCUCUCAGGGGACCCCGGCACCCACAGCCGCCCUGCUCCACGCAGAUGUAGAUAGCAGCCCCCGCCUGGUGCACUUCUCUGCUCGUCGGGGCCCACACCACUAUGAGCUGAGCUCUGUCCAGGUGGACACCUUCCGGGCCAACCUCUUCUGCACCGACCCUGAGUGUCUGGGUGCCAUGCGUGCCCGAUUUGGUGUGGCCAAUGAGGACAGGGCGGAGGGAGGCCCACACUUUCAUCUGGAAUGGGCCCCCUGCCCUGCAGAGCUCCCCGAAGUGGAGUACAGGAGACUGGGGCUGCAGCCGCUGUGGACUGGGGGGCCAGGAGAGCGACGGGAGGUGGUGGGCACUCCGGGCUUCCUGGAGGAGGUGCUGCGGGUGGCCCUGGAGCAUGGCUUCCGUCUCGACUCCGUCUUCCCUGACCCCGAAGACCUGCUCAACUCCCGAUCUCUGCGCUUUGUCCGGCACUAG
Molecule: messenger RNA, 666 nt
Organism: Orcinus orca (killer whale)
Lineage: Eukaryota; Metazoa; Chordata; Mammalia; Artiodactyla; Delphinidae
Gene: KCTD11
Product: potassium channel tetramerization domain containing 11
Exons: 1
Coding region: 1-666 (221 amino acids)
Biological process (GO): protein homooligomerization; positive regulation of neuron differentiation
Source: RefSeq, a predicted model, not a curated record